This is a messenger RNA of Rotaria sp. Silwood2, 1624 nucleotides long. Lineage: Eukaryota; Metazoa; Rotifera; Eurotatoria; Philodinida; Philodinidae. The record is from the annotation of a GenBank genome assembly.
CGCAAUGUACUUUCGGAUUGUAAUAUGAUUGUAUGGCACAAACUUUUCAAAUCGUAGUCUGAUUGAAAUGCUGUUCAAUCAGUACUUGACUCUUUAAAAAUUCUUUUUUUUAUGAUCAAAUAUACAUAACAAAACUUAAAUUUUUCAAUGAAAAGAAACUUACCACAGUGGAUGUUUGAUUUAUUUCAACAAAUACAGUAAACCAUAUAUUAACUACCGCAUGAUGCAAAAGAAAGCAAUGCGUCUUUAAUCUUUACAGAAAAAUUUUUGUUUUCUUCCGUCUUGCUUAUCAUAAUAAUCAUAACCAUCGUCAUCAUAAUCGUCACCAUCGUUGUUACUACUUUCUUCAUUACGUCUGUAAAGUCAUAAGACUCAGCUCUUGCACCAGCAAAUAAAAUUUCUGUGGCUGCUUUUUCUCUUGUAUGACAAGGCAUGUAAAAAAAUAAAAAAAUUAUUGACUGCAGCAUGUUUUUCGCAUGCUAGUUUAUACAAAAUAAAUAUAGUUUGAAGUUUCAUAGCUAUUAGAGAUCGUUUAGGACCAUGAUGAACGCAUCGUUUGGUUAUGUCUUGAAAAAUGAGACUUCUCUUAGUUAAAAUAAUUUGAUAUCCUUCAUCUUGAUAAACAUGCGGAGUCUCGGUAAAUAUUAAGUACAAUUUAAGACCACAUAUAAAUACGUCGAGGGAUUGAUCACAUUUAUGUUGGUAAAAUCUUGGUGGCCUAUAAAAUAUACAUCCAUUAUUUAUGACCUUUUGUUGAGCCCUUGUUUCAAUUCUAUAUGCAAUAUCUAUAUCAUUAAUUUUAGUUGUAUAAUAUUCAUUAAGAACGACAUUGUCAGAUCGAAUAUCACGAUGGAUCAUGCUACGCCCACAUAAUUUACGCAUUCCACUAGGGUGUAGGUAUCGACAUACCACAAGAAAAUAUCGAAACCCAUUCCCACACUCACACUCUUCACUCUCAUAUGUAUUAACUGAGUAAAUGGAUAGAAAAUGGUGUGGGUGUGAAUUAAUCUUCUCUCCAACCACAUCCACCCACACCCACACCCCAACAUGUUAUAAAGCAAAAAGUUUUCAACUUUAUCAAUUAUUAGAACCAAUUAAAGAAAAUUAUCAACAAACAUAUUUAAAUCGUUUAUCAACACAUAAAUAUCCAUGGGAAAAAUUUCUUGAAGAAGGUAUACAAUAUUUACUAUCACAUAAUAUUGAAUGUUUACUACCUAAUAAUGAUCGUCUUUAUAUUAAAAUGGAAAAUCGUGAAAUUGCGGAAGUUAAACAUCUUGAUCAAAGAAAAAAAGGUUAUUAUCGACCAACAAUAUGUUUUGGUAUGAUUGCUGAUGGAAAAAAUAUUUUAACAAAUGAUUAUUUAAAAACAACAUUAUGUGAUAGAUGUAAUGUUUUAUGUUUUGAUUCGGAAAUCGAUCAAGUCAUCGCAGCUAUACAAGGAAAUCGUACAGAAUCAUUUAUGAUUAUACGUGGAGUAUAUGAUUAUCAUGAUGGAACUUCAAAUAAAGAAUGGCAACCAUUUUCAUCAUUAUGUGCAGCUGCUUUUAUGAAAACAAUUAUUUAUAGAAUACCAAAACCUUUUAUUAAUUUAAUUUUUAAUAUUAUCGAUUAUUACAAUCAAUAA